AAAAAAAGGAGAUAACAUGAAUUUAGAGAAUUAUCAUCCUAUGGAAUGUAGCCGGCGCGUUCUUCAAACCAAAGGGCAAGAAUUCAUAAUGCCCGUUUUCUGUGCUGAAUGCGGUUUUUUCGAUGUCGUUUUCAUGCAUCUGGAUCUAGUGGAAGCCACUAGCUAAAUCUAAGAUGGUGGAAUACUGGCAGCGUCCCGCCAAAAUUACUAUGGGGGCUCCGCCCAUAAGCAAAUUCACUACGGGGACUCAAGCUCCCAUUGCCCCCAAGGUUCCGGUGCCUGCUAUGCUCUAAUUGAACGUCUCAAGGAGCCCAAAGUGCUCAAAAUAUUCAUUUAUCUUAGUAGGCAAUGAAACUCUAGCUAGUUUUCCCCUCGUUCCUCGUUCAUAUUAUUAUGAUGAACCUAAAAACUUAUCUUAUAUUUAUUAGAAUCAUUAGUCACUUUUAAUUCUAAUUAAAAAAACAGCUGUCACAGAUAGCAAUAUUGAACAAAACAAUCUCCGAACAAAAACCCACUCGAUAAAGAUAAGAUAACCGCAAGUGAAAAUAUAAUUAUGACUGGCGCAAAAUGUAUUUGUUUGCUUUCUUACAUAGGUGAGCCCACAACGCGAAUAUGCCCCACCAUCACCAUCACCACAAAACUAAUCCAGCCCAAGCUAUUUUAGGUGGUAUAGCUGGAGGCCUAGCAGCAGGAGUAGCUGCCGGAGUAGUCAAAUCAAUGGUGGACGACAAACGGUCGGAAACGCACCACCAUUACUAUCACGAAGCUCCACCGCCGUCUUAUGCUGUAGCAUGUGGACCACCACCUCCAGGAAUCGUGUAUAAACCACCUUCUCCAAAAGUUUACAGGGCAUCUGGUUUGCCUCCUUCUACUAGCUACAAGCCUCCGCAAGUUUACAGGGCAUCCGGUUUGCCACCUGCAUCUUAUCCUUCGUGCCAUCAUUAUUCGUUCACUCAUGGUUGUUUAUUGUGCAGAAAAUGGAAUUGGGAUUCGUGUGCUGAUGUCGCAGUGCCUCCAAGAGGCUUGCCUCCCUGUCAGCACUAUCAACUCAAACACGGUUGCCAUUCUUGUUCCGGAUGGAGCUGGACACCUACUCCUUGUCCCAGGAAUAUGUACCCACAACUGCCACCUCAUGGGCCGCCGCCAUGUCAGCACAUGCAAAGGAUGCCCGGAUGUCAUCAUUGCCAGGGCUGGAAAUGGAACUAUUGAUGAAACUGGAUAAUACUGUUAAAUAAAUUAAAUAAAAAUAUUUUACUAUAGCAAUAUUUACUCAAUAAAUGAUUAAAAAAUUAUGUUUUGAUUUUGACUGGAGCAAGUUUUUUUGAACUUUUGAGGAC
Messenger RNA from Ceutorhynchus assimilis (cabbage seed weevil), 1337 nucleotides. Lineage: Eukaryota; Metazoa; Arthropoda; Insecta; Coleoptera; Curculionidae. The record is from the annotation of a GenBank genome assembly.